AUGAAUAUUUUUACUGAAAGGUUGGAUAAAUUAGAACUCGAUCUAUCUACAAACAAAAUAAAAACUUCUAAUAUCGAAAAGGACCUAGAAGAAAUAAAAGAAAGUCUAAACUUCCAAGAAGAGCUAACUAAACAAAAGAUUGCAGAAAUAAAUAAACGGACGGAAAGUGAAAUUAAACAUCUUUAUGAGCAGAAACGUUUUGAAUCUAUAAAAGAAACAAAUGCCAUUAAAAACAUAAGUGAGAAACUGGUUGAUCUCGAAAAUCAGUCACAAAGAAACAACCUGAGGAUUGAAGGUGUAAAUGAAUUACUUGGUGAAACCUGGAAUGACUCAAUGAAGAUUUUGCUAAAGAAACAAUUGAAACGCGAAAAAGACUCUGGGGUGAAAAGGAGAAAAUGUUGCGCAUGUACUAGUGAUACAUCAACCAGCGAUGAAGAAGACGGAAUAGUGUCAGUUGGAAAUGUUCACUACGAUGAAAAAUAUAUCGAUAACGAAAAUGAUGAUGGCCAAGAUGGUGAUGUAAAUGAUCGCACCAAAGAAACAGCAAUCGAUUACUCAGACUGUGGUUUGUGGCCAAUUCAUCGCAACAUUCAAUUUGUUGAUUAUGUAAUUAAUAUAGGUGCAAUACAAGUGAAUUUGGACACAUAUCCACGCGAUAAUAGAAGACGACAUUUUUCAAAUGCUUAUUACAACCGAAAACUUUCAAAUGGUGAGGUUAUUUCACGACGUUGGCUUGUGUACUCAGUUUCUAAAGAUGCGGUAUUUUGUUUUUGCUGCAAACUUUUUGAUUUUAACAUGAAUUUAAAGUUAAACGGAAAUGGAUUCAAUAAAUGGAAGAAUUCAACAGAAGCAUUAAAAAUUUACGAAAAUGGUAAGUCACACAGAAUUGCUUAUCGACUAUGGAUUGAGACAGAAAUACGAAUGAAAGCUGGUGAAACUAUUGAUAAACAAGAACAAAAACUAAUCGAAAAGGGCAGUUUAAGGUAG
Hydra vulgaris (swiftwater hydra) is the source of this 987-nucleotide messenger RNA. NCBI's taxonomy places the organism in Eukaryota, Metazoa, Cnidaria, Hydrozoa, Anthoathecata, Hydridae. The record is from RefSeq and is a predicted model, not a curated record.